AUGGAAGAAGUUGAUGAUAAAUACAAUGACUUUGUUCAAAAGAUGAGGAAACCAUUUGAGUUUCAAUAUAAAGUUGUUUCAGAUCCAGGGAAAUUAUUUACAACACAUAGAGAUUUUAGAAGAUGGCAUCAAAAGAUACCGAUAUUAUGGACAUACAAACCAUUUUAUGAGCCUCGUACUAUUCAUCUUCCAAGUAUUAAAGAAGAACAAAAACGAUAUCAAUCAAAUAAAAUUGAAAAUAAUAAAUAUCAAUGGUGGAAUUUUAUUCCAUUAGCAUAUCUUAGACAAUUCAAAUAUACAUAUAAUAUUUUCUUUUUAGUAACUAUUAUUACACAAUUUAUUCCAGCAUGUAAAGUUGGAUAUCUGUUUCAACAUGUAGUUCCAUUAGUCUUUGUUUUAACAGUUGCAGUAUUAAAAGAAUUAUUUGAUGAAAUUCAUACAAGAAUUCAAGAUGGUAAAAUUAAUAAUCAAAUUUAUACAAAACUUACAGAUAAAGGAGAAAUAAAAGUAAAAUCUAAAGAUAUUCAAGUUGGUGAUAUUAUUUUAAUGAAUAAAAAUGAAAGAGUACCAGCAGAUAUGAUUGCACUUCAUACAACAGGAAAGAAUGGAUUAUGUUUUGUUAAAACAACACAAUUAGAUGGAGAAACUGAUUGGAAAAUUAGAAAAACAGUUCCAUUUACACAAAAUAUUGAUAAACAAGAUAUUCCAUUAAAACCAAUGAUUAUUGAUGUUGAAGCACCAAAUACUGAUAUUAAAAAAUUUGCAGGAAGAAUAAGAGAGACAAAUAUUCCAUUAACUCUUGAUAUUGAGAAUGUAAUGUGGAGUGGAUUAACUGUUGCAGGAGAAGAAACAAUUGGAGUAGUUGUUUAUACUGGAAAAGAAACAAAAAUAGAAAUGUCUAAAGAAGAACCAGUUCAUAAAAUGGGAGUAACUGAAAGAGAAUUAAAUAGAGUAACAGGAAUUUGUAUAUUAUUAUUAUUUAUUGUAGUUUUAGUUAUGACAAUAUGUACAACAAUUUAUGGAAAAUUUACAUUUGUUACAUUUAUGAGAUAUGUUAUUCUUGCUGCUCCAAUGAUUCCUAUUUCAUUAAGAAUUAAUUUAGAAAUAUCAAAAGUAUUUUAUUCAUUAUUAAUUAAUUAUGAUCCUAAUAUUCCUGGUUGUUCUGUAAGAAAUACUAAUCUUCCUGAAGCACUUGGAAGAGUUGAUCAAUUAUUUACAGAUAAAACAGGAACAUUAACUGUGAAUGAAAUGAUUUUUAAGAAAUUUACAAUGGAAAAUAAAAGAGAAAUUAAUUGUGAAGAUAUUGAAACUACAAAAAUGCUUGUUGAAGAUGAAUUAAAUUCUAAUGAACUUAUUUUUACUAAUGAAGAAUCAAAUGAAAAUCGUCUUAUUCUUAAGGCUUUAUUUGCUAUGGCUAUUUGUCAUAAUGUUACUCCAACAAAAAGUGUUGAUGGUAAAUUAUAUUAUCAAGCAUCAUCUCCUGAUGAAAUUGCAAUGGUUCAAUUUGUUGAGAAAAUUGGAAUAAUUUUAACUGAAAGAGAUACUGAAGAAAUGAUAUUAAAUACUUCUAAAGGUGAAAGAAAAAUAAAAAUAUUAAGUCUUAUUCCAUUUUCAAGUGAAAGAAAAAGAAUGGGUAUUAUAAUAGAAGAAAAUAAUAAAAAGGUAUUACUUAUGAAAGGUGCUGAAAGUGUAUUAAAAAGAAUGUUACCAAAUGAAUGGUGUGUUGAAAAAUCUACUGAACUUGCUCGUGAAGAUAUGAGAACAUUAGUUUUUGCAAUGAAAAUUAUUAAUGAUAAUGAAUAUUCUCAAUUUGAACAUGAAAUGAAUGAAGCUAAAAUGUCAUUAACUUAUCGUGAUGAAAAAGUAAAUAAUGCUUUUAAUCUUCUUGAGAAAAAUUUAAAUCUCAUUGGUGUUACUGGAGUAGAAGAUAGACUACAAGAUAAUGUUCCACAAACUAUUGAAAUCUUAAGAAGAGCUGAUAUUAAAAUAUGGAUGUUAACUGGUGAUAAAAUUGAAACAGCUAUUGGAAUAGGACAAACCUCAACAAUUAUUCCACGAGACACUGAAAUUAUUACUAUUACUGGUUCUAUUGAAGAAGUUGCUACUAUUAUUAAAACAACAAAUUCUAUUGAAAAAGCAAUUGUGAUUGAUGGAGAGGCAUUACAACAUUGUCUUGAUUGUUUCCCACGUUCAUUCUUUCUAUUUUGUGAUGUUUCAAAAGCUGUUAUUUGUGCUCGUUGUUCACCACAACAAAAAGCUGAAGUUGUUCUUGCAGCAAAAAAAUUAGGCAGAAACACUUGUGCUGUUGGUGAUGGUGGUAAUGAUGUUGGUAUGAUUAGAGAAGCUGAUGUUGGUAUUGGAGUUGAAGGAAAAGAAGGAAAACAAGCAGCAUUAGCAGCUGACUUUUCAACACAACAAUUUGGAUAUAUUCCAGAGUUAUUUUUAUGGCAUGGUAGAAAUGCAUAUAAACGAACUUCUUUAUUAUCUCAUAUUAUUAUUCAUAGAGGAAUUAUUAUGACAACAAUGCAAUUAUUAUAUUGUUCUAUAUUUAAUUUUGCACCAUUACCAUUAUAUAUUGGUUGGUAUAUGAUUUUCUUUACUACUAUGUUUAAUCAAUUACCUAUUAUUAUGUUUAUUACAGAUUUUGAUUUGUAUAGAUAUUCUACUCGUAAAUUCCCUGAAAUUUAUAAACAAUUAAGAGAAAAAAGUGAUUUAAGUAUUAAAGUAUUUUAUCAAUGGUUAACUACAUCAAUAUAUGAAGGUACAAUGAUCUUAAUUAUAUCUUUAUUAUUAACUCAUGAACAAAAAGAACUGGCAAAUCUUUCAUUUUUGGUUUUAAAUAUUAUUUAUCUUUUAGACUGUGCAAGUCAAGUUAAAACUUGGAAUUGGUAUUUAUUAUUUAGUUAU
This is a messenger RNA of Entamoeba nuttalli P19, 2907 nucleotides long. RefSeq names its product phospholipid-transporting ATPase Neo1, putative. Gene Ontology annotation, biological process: phospholipid translocation; endocytosis; retrograde vesicle-mediated transport, Golgi to endoplasmic reticulum. Gene Ontology annotation, molecular function: ATP hydrolysis activity; magnesium ion binding; ATPase-coupled intramembrane lipid carrier activity. Gene Ontology annotation, cellular component: plasma membrane; trans-Golgi network; endosome. NCBI's taxonomy places the organism in Eukaryota, Evosea, Mastigamoebida, Endamoebidae. The transcript has a single exon. The record is from RefSeq and is a predicted model, not a curated record. The annotation marks the transcript as partial.